AUGGUCGCGAAUAUAGUGGAGACUAGCUGCUCGUACACGGAAACGGCAUACUGCCAUGUCCCCGCCGAGCAUCGUGAUUACAUUGCGCUCUAUACGGCCUGCAUGCUGUACGGCGAAGACGUAGGAGGCCAGGAUUCCGAUGCCGUGUCACAGUUCGCCUGUCGCUUGGUUAAGGGAGAGCCGCAGGUGCAUCCGAUCUUCGACCGGCUCGCUAGUCUUUUGAAGGAGGCACACAUGUAUUGGACUGACGUUGGUGCCGACGCGAUCAUCACGGGUACGGUGGACGCCCUCUCGGCCACACACAUCGAGUUUGCCACGAGCGGUUUGCGUAUCGCGCCAUGGGCUACACGCUACCCAUAUUAUCUCCGGACAAGGGCCGGUGGCGGACCUCAAUAUACGCACUUCAUGUUUGCAAGGAGUUGGCGGGAGAAAGCGGAUACCUAUCUGCAAAUCCUACCCAGUCUCUCAUUUUAUAAAGAGGAAAUUGCCGGAGAGAAGAGCAAUUACGUCCAUCUGCGAGCGGAUGCAGAACGUGUAUCUCCUCUAGAAGUCCUACGACAUCUGACGGAAGAAGUUCUCGACUCCGCUGAGAGAAUUGAGAGAGUCGUUGCCGACGACCAUGAGCUGUCGGCGCUUUGGCACAAAUAUCUCCAGUGCUACCUGGAGUUCUCCAUCAGAACGCCUAGAUACCGUCUUGCCGAGUUGGGGUUUAAUCCAUGA
This is a messenger RNA of Dichomitus squalens LYAD-421 SS1, 720 nucleotides long. Its product is annotated as terpenoid synthase. Gene Ontology annotation, molecular function: carbon-oxygen lyase activity, acting on phosphates. The record is from RefSeq and is a predicted model, not a curated record. The coding region runs from base 1 to 720 and encodes 239 amino acids. Lineage: Eukaryota; Fungi; Basidiomycota; Agaricomycetes; Polyporales; Polyporaceae. The transcript has 3 exons.